AUGACAAACUUAGAAAACAUCUGCGGCAAGUUUAACUCUUCAAUAGAGAAUAUGAAACUUAUAGUAUGUAACGAACUUCAAAGUAUAGAUACAACAAAAGUUUUGAACUCAGAUGCUUUGAAGAGUCUUAUAACAGACAAAGUUGGAGUUGUUGAAAGAAAAUAUAAAGACCAAAGAGUUUGUGAAAAUGUUGCAAAUUUCAUCAUGGUUUCAAACAAUGCCGUUCCGAUGAAGUUAGAAAGUUCUGACAGAAGAUAUGUAGUUGUCAGAACGUCAGAAGCUCAUAUGCAAGAUACAGAAUAUUUUGACGACUUAGCAGAAACUUUGACAUCUGACUUUUACAACCACUUGUUCUCAUAUUUCAUGACAUUAGAUAUUUCAAAGUUCAAUCCAAGACAAAUUCCACAUACCGAAGAGAGACAAACAUUGUUAGAAGCAAACAAGAGUGUAUAUGAACUGUUCAUAGAUGAAACUGACUUUGAGUGUUUAGAUGAAAGGUCAUUGUACGAUGAAUAUAAACAAUAUUGUCAAGAGUAUGGUUAUAUGACAGCGUCUAAACGAACAUUCUUGGCAAAUGUCAAAAGUCUUUUAGACGUACAGAAUGGUGUAUAUACAAAGAAAAAUUUUUCUGAGUAA
Trichomonas vaginalis G3 is the source of this 636-nucleotide messenger RNA. RefSeq lists its product as uncharacterized. The record is from RefSeq and is a predicted model, not a curated record. Lineage: Eukaryota; Parabasalia; Trichomonadida; Trichomonadidae. Bases 1 to 636 code for a protein of 211 amino acids. The transcript has a single exon.